AUGGCCGCAGACACGAGAGAACCGCAGCCUGCGCAGCCCAACCAGCUACCCAAAGGCGUUGUAUUAGGGAAGGAUGGCAAGCCUUGUCGAUCAUGCACAUCGAAGAGAGACUUUGCUUCGUGGGCGCAAAUGACAAAAUCGUCGCUCAAGUCUGGCAGUGGCGCCGCUGCGGGCGCUGCAGUCGGCGUCGGGACUGGCGCCGUCGCUGCCUCUGCGCUCUCAACCCCCGUUACUCCCGACGACUGCCCCGCCGACGUCGAAACACUAGGUCGAAGUACAUGGACGCUGUUACAUUCUAUCGCGGCAACAUACCCUAAGCAACCUAGCGUCUCCCAGCAAUCCGACCUCAAGACCUUCAUGGGCACCUUCUCAAGACUGUAUCCAUGCUGGGUCUGCGCUGAGGACUUUCAAGCAUACAUGCAGAAGGAACACAUCCAAGUUGGCAGCCGUGACGAUUUCGGCAAGUGGUUGUGCGAGGCGCAUAAUGCGGUCAACGUGAAGUUGGGCAAAGAUAAGUUCGACUGCUCCAAGUGGGAGGAGAGAUGGCGGACUGGCUGGAAGGAUGGGCGCUGUGAUUGA
Messenger RNA from Annulohypoxylon truncatum, 579 nucleotides. RefSeq names its product FAD-linked sulfhydryl oxidase ALR. Bases 1 to 579 code for a protein of 192 amino acids. Lineage: Eukaryota; Fungi; Ascomycota; Sordariomycetes; Xylariales; Hypoxylaceae. Gene Ontology annotation, molecular function: flavin adenine dinucleotide binding; flavin-dependent sulfhydryl oxidase activity. The transcript is spliced from 2 exons. Gene Ontology annotation, cellular component: mitochondrion. The record is from RefSeq and is a predicted model, not a curated record.